This is a messenger RNA of Cladophialophora psammophila CBS 110553, 552 nucleotides long. RefSeq lists its product as uncharacterized. The record is from RefSeq and is a predicted model, not a curated record. Bases 1 to 552 code for a protein of 183 amino acids. The transcript has a single exon. Lineage: Eukaryota; Fungi; Ascomycota; Eurotiomycetes; Chaetothyriales; Herpotrichiellaceae.
AUGGCAUCUCCCACCUCACCACCAACACUCAAACACGUCCUCAACCUCAGCCUCACGCCAACCACGGUCCUCGACGCCGGCGCCACCCCACGCGGCCGUAUCAGCUGGGUAGAAACGCCGCUGGGCGAACUGACCACACCGUCGGGGACGAAGAUCGCCACCGUCCUGCCCGGUGGCGGCGACUACUGCACACGGCACGUCGACGAGCUGAUGAUCGAGGUCGACCUGCGAGUCGUCGCGCAAUCGGACCCGGACCCGACCACGGGCUCGUCGACGCUGUUCAAGUUCCAGAGCGUGGGCUACGACAAACUGAUCAAGCCUGUCAUGAGCGCCCUGGACGGCACCCCGGCGGAGCAGGAAGGAAGGGAGACCGCGGAAGCGGCAGGGGAGAUGCCGUCGGCGCUGUACGGCACCGAGGUGCUCUCGUGCAACACCUCUAGUAAAGAGUACUGGUGGCUGAACUUUGCGGUGCUGGUCGCCAAGGUCGCGCUGGUGCUCGGCCCCAAGGGCGUCGAGAAGGUCGAGUAUACGAUUUAUCAGGUGGUGGUCUGA